This is a messenger RNA of Anopheles funestus (African malaria mosquito), 5951 nucleotides long. RefSeq names its product NCK-interacting protein with SH3 domain. The coding region runs from base 874 to 3306 and encodes 810 amino acids. Lineage: Eukaryota; Metazoa; Arthropoda; Insecta; Diptera; Culicidae. The transcript has 9 exons. Gene Ontology annotation, biological process: endocytosis. The record is from RefSeq and is a predicted model, not a curated record. Gene Ontology annotation, molecular function: Arp2/3 complex binding; protein binding.
AUCUGCCGUAGUUUUCCAAAAGCUUACAACGAACCACAGAGACCACGGUUUCAUUACGAAGGGCGAUUGCGAUUCAACUGUCAAAUAAUGUUUUUCCCAUUUUUCCUCACAUCAGCUGUCAAAGAAACAUUCCGGGGGUUUGUGAGAAGAGAAUCUUCCCUCCUUGCGCGCUUGUCGGUUGUGCGUAAAAUUUAAACAGUCGCAAAAAAGUGCAGAUUGUGCGUCGAAUCGUAUCGGAUGCGUAUUUGCUCUGUCGCUCGUUUGCAGCUCGUGAAGACACAAAUGCAAGGGUGACAAGUGACAAGUGACAAAAACAAAACAAACUCUGCUAUCACCUAUCCAGUUCCCUGACCAACCACCACCCUGCCGACGAAAUUCAAAACCGAAACCAGCAUUCCUCUCCGUACUAUCCUUCCGAGUGCAGACAAAAAAAAGGCGUAAAGGGCAGGGAUCUUUGGGUUUUUUUGUGCUAGUGUUGGUGGUGUUGGAUGCUGGAAUGCAUAAAAAUACGCACAUUAAUCUCCCUGGAGAAGCAUAAGCAGCAGCACACGUAAGAACGGACGGUACCGUCAAACCACACAGAUCCAGCAAUCCAGAUGAGUUAAGGUUGCCCCACCGUGCAAAACCAGCCAAACCACGGGCAGGACCAGAGUUUGUCGUGGAAUUUUACGCAACGCGAUUUCUACCGCACAAACGAAACCCCCAGCAGGACGGAGUUGGCCCAUCCGACCUUCUCGCUUGUGCAGCCACCGCCGAAAAGAGCGAAACAUAAAAUAUCAAUUCAAUCAACUCCCUGGUCGAGAAGGUCCGCGCGAACUGGGUGUUUUUUUGUGUGCUUCUGUCUAUAGUGUGUGCAGCAGUAAGAAGGCAAACAUGGUAGACAGUAUGUCGCAGGAUGCUGAGUCCUUUGAAAUGCUGAAAGCACUGUACGACUUCACCGCCGUUUAUCCCAAGACGAUCAGCUUCGACGAGGGCGAAUACUUCAUACUGCAUCAGACGAGCGCCCGGCAGCGGAACUGGUGGCAGGUGGUCAGCAUGAAGGGUAACAUCGGAUUUGUCCCGUCAAACUACGUGAUGAAGCUGAAGGUGAAUCCACUCUUUCUAAAUGGUUUCCUGGAAUCGAGCAUAGAAUCGUUACGGCUUUCGACGGAGAAGGAAAUAAAUGGUAUCAUCGGCCGGGAGGAACUGAUCAGCCGGUUGGUCGAGAAAAAGCGAAUGCUGGAAAAGCUGCUGAAGUAUGAACUGUCUGAUAGCGAAUCCGAACCGCCAUCACCGAUCAAAAUGAGCAAUGGUCACCUCAAACAGCACGAUGGUACCAGCGGUCACAGUGGAGAUCGCAGCGCACAGAUAAAGAAUGGUCCACAGCGACACUCACCACCGGUACCAGCAGAACAGCACCAAACGACGGCAAAGAAAUCGAAAUCUAGUCCCGCUGUUGGGGCACAGGCAGCGGUGCCACCGCAAUUUAUUCAGGAAAGUCCCAGCACGGGCAUGCUGGCGAUGAAAGUUUCGCAACCGGACGAACCGCAAACACCGGUGGCGGCAGCCGGCAGUUCGGCGCAGGAACCGAGCAGCACCCUGUCCGAACUGUCGUCCGUAUCGUCGGAACAGACGGAACCGACGAGCAACAAUACAGCGACGACGGGUACGCUUACGACGACGAGCGACGAAAUAACGGCCAUCUCACGCAUCGACGAUCGGGCCGCGCCGGGUGAGGAACCGUCCGCAUCCGGUACGGCGCCGCCAACCGAGGCGGAAAAUCAAACCGAUCACGAGCUGAACGAGCUGGAAACGACCAACAACGAUGAUGUGACGGUAAGCGAGAAUGAACCGCAACCGUGCUCGGUGAUGAAGGAACCGCAUGGUAACGGGGACGGCGAUGAGGCGGGCGUUACAAACGGUACGGAUGACGGUGGUGUAGCGGUGGUGGUACCGGGGGCCGGUGACGAUGGUACACUCGCUAGCGAUACGGAGCGGGAGGCUGGUUCGGGUGCGGAAUGUGGUGAAAGCAGUGUCGCUACCGGGGAUGAUGCAGAACCGGCGGAAGAUCUCGGAAAACAACCACCGGCCAAGGUGGAUGCAUCGGAGGUGUACCAAAUUGUGGACGCAAUACGCAAGAGUACGAACCUUAGCCACGAGCUGUCGUGCGUUGCGCUGCGUGUUGUGUUGAGCGAGCUGGAGGUGUUACUACCACCGGCAGUCGUACGACAUCUCGAACCGGUUGCGGUCCAUCUGGCGGCACCGUUUGACGUGUCCGAUGCGUUGCUCGGCAAAACGCACGACGCACACCGGCUGCGGUUGAUCUUUGCCGAGCUGUCGGACUGCAAGAAUGAUUCCGAGCAGCGUACGUGGAUGCUGCACGAGGAUGAGGCAGACAUUAGCCAGUAUCUGACCGAGCUGAUCCGCAUACUGACGGAUGCUGAUCCGAAGAUCUGCCGCAGCGAGAUGGCCUGCGAUCAGUACCAGAGCAUCAUCAACCUUGUGCUGUACUACCAGAUGGAGACACGCUGGUCCAUCCGGAAGCUGCUGCUGGCAGCAUUCCGGGCGAUGUGCCAUCUCGACUAUACCACGGUUGACAUACUGCUCGGUUCGGUUUUACCGCUCGAGCUAGUCCAGGAUAUGGUGUCGAAUUCGCGCAACAUCGAGAAGCUGCAAGAGCUGGCGAAUAUGCUUAUUAUCAUCUUCUCGAUCGGCCGCCGGAUGCCAAUUAAUCAGCAAGAUCAUUUACGGGCAGAUUUUAUUAUCUUUCUGCUAAACAUUAUCGAAACACCGCCGGAAACGGACGUGCAGGAGAUGCUGCCGGACAUUAUGAUCAACCUGAUACUGUCGUUCAAUUUGCAGUUUGAAAAUUUCGCCGAAAACGUCGUACUGGAAGCGAUGGAACAGUUCAAGACGGCAAAAACGUUUACCGAGAAAAUAUUGCUGCUGAUCAACCGUGAAGAGGAUCCGGUACACACAUUAAAGCACACACCGAUGAACAUUAAUCCGGUGCUAAAAAUGUUGGUCGAUCUGUUUAGCCGACCGGAGACGGCUUCGAUUUUCUACACUAACGAUAACAAGGUGUUAAUCGAUAUUCUCGUACGGCAGCUGUCCGAUUUGUCUGCAGGCGAACCGAUUCGCAAAUGGUACCUGGAGCUGUGCAGAAAAAUCCUCCGCAACACCAACUAUCCGGAGCACCAGCAUCGAAAGCAGGACCUGAUGAAGAUCUUCACCCGUAUCUUCUGCGAAGAGACGGAAUGCAGUGCCAGCGAUCAGCAGAUCGUGCGCGAAAUAGCGAACGAAUUUCCACAAAUUUUCAAAGCAUGAACUGCUAGCACCUCCAUUGUUUGCUCCAUUAUCGUGCGAUAUUAUUGUGUAAGCGGAAAGAUGCAAAAAAUUCCCCGCCAUUUUAGUGGAAUGCGUUACGGAAGUUAAGAUGCGUUGAAGACACUGUUUGAAGGGCAAGAUGGCGAUAUGAUGGAAAGCCAGAUUUACAGUUUAAUUAUCCCUUCCUGUUAUGCUAGUCAAGUGAAACACACGUCCCCCUGUCCUCCACCCUUUUUCUCAUCCCCUUUUUGAGUGUUUGUAAAAGCGAAAUAACUGUUACUGUUUGCGCUCUACAUACAUACAAACCAACAAAACUGCAAUGAAAAACAGAGCUGUCAGAAGAAGAAAAAACGUCGUUAAAAAUCGUUAAACGCUUACAGACAUGUGUUUUUCGUUUUUGCAGUUUAUCAAAAAGAACAGUUUGUGUUCUUGCAACAACAAAAAACAAACAAACGAUCAAAAUGUUUCAAAAGUUUGUGGUCGUAUCAAAUAUGCAUUAACAAUUUAUUGAAUAAUGUAACGUUUUUAGCUAAGUAAUUGAAACGGAUGAAAGCAAGUUUUGUUGAAUCGAUGAAGUGUAAAUGUUCCAAACCUGCACCCGGGUGAACGUUAAGGUCAGAUUGUACCAGUAGUGAUUUGCUUUUUUCAAAAAAAACAAAAACAAAAAAUGCACAGAUAUUGAACUGUUGAUAGCUUUUUAUUUUGUUCAUAGAAUGUAUGCCUAGGCUGGUAGCCGUUGUCUGUCGGAGCUUUACCAUGACUGUGUUGCUCUGUGUGUUUGCGUAACGUCUCGAAUGCGUUACGAUCCGUAACGGUAACAAAAAACAAAGCACGAUACUACAUUUAAACGAUUUAUUGAUACCGAUUACACACAAAAAAACAAAAAUAUAUCAUAAGAUAUUCCUCUCUAGCUCAAUGCGAUAUUGUUAACGUAAAUGUGUGCUACGUGCGAGCUAAUAUAAUAUUACAGAAACUGCAAUCGAAUGCACGGUAAGCACGAACAAACAAAAAAUGAAGUUAAACGUCAAAGUAAAGAAGAGGUUUUUAUGUUAAUAGGCAUACAUAGGCAUUUUAUAAAAACCAAUCCAGUGGUAAAUGUUGCAAACAAAAGCAAAGAAGGGGCAAAAAAAACCUAAAAAAUCGAUACAACAAAUGUAAUAAUGUUUUUUUUUUUGUUUGUUAAAUUUUACCUGUUUCGAGAGUCCACUAUAUAUGAUAGGCAUGGUACGUUUAAAAUGAUUAUUAGAAUAAUAAUCUUACCGCAGGUCGAACAAAGGGGGUUGGACGAUCAAGAUAAAAAUCUUUUUGACGGGGGGAAAAGAAACGCCAAAAAUUGCGUUAAAUUGGAGUUCAUCUUUUUCGCGCAAAGUCCUCCUUCUGUGGGCUCUUUCUUGUUGGCCUUUAAAAAAACACACACACACACAAACAAAUGUUGCCGCGACGCAGGGUGUUAUUAAGUUUCAUAUUUACCUGUUGGUCGUACGCAACUGUGCGUAAAAUUAUUUGCAAAUACUCACAUGGCAUUUGAAGCAGGUUAUGUUUAGCUUUACAUAACUAUAAAUAGCAAUUUUAAGAUUUUAUCACUCUGUAUCGGAACACACAGCAGCGUGCGAUAGGGAGACGGGUUACAAAGAUUAAAUUUUACAACUUACUUUAUCGUUCGAUGCGAUAAAGUUUCGAAUUAUGAAUGUAAUUUAAUUCAAAUGGAAGCACUCAAAACAGCUUUUAUCUCUCUUUCUUUUUAAUGUUGCUGAAAGGCCUACUACAUUAGAUUUAUAUCGCAUAUUCCACACAAAUUUCAUUUCACAAAACAUGCGUAAUUUAUUUUACUCCAUGCGUGCUAUAAAAUACAUAAAAUAGAUCGUCAUAAAACCCGUCCUUUACGAUCGUAAAGAGAGUGCAAAAGAAAAAGUCAUAAUUAUAAAUACAGUGCCAAUAUUAUAUUAAUAAUUUAUUAUAGCUUUACGUUAUUAUUCCAAAGACAGUAACUGGUUCACAAAAUAUUCACACGCUCUUUCUUUUUUAAACGAUCUUUCCAAUAAACUGUUUAAAAAGAAUUGUUCUUUAACAAUAAAAAAAAAACAAACAACUUAUACCAACGUAAUGUUCCGAUACAGAGCGCAACGAAGUAAACCAAACACAGAAGAAGAAAAAAAACACAAAAUAGUGUGCAGCAAAAAACACACACAGACAAACCAAGAAUGUGGUUACAAACACCAGUUCAAAAAAAUAUUCUAAAAUUUAAAAUGACGUUAAAAAUACCGAUAACACAAAACACCUGCUCUUAAUAAUAAUAAAUUGUUUGUUUUAUUAGCAUUAUAAAGCAGUUUAAGUUAAGAUCAAAUUACGGUAACUCGCUUAUAGUGCAUUUGAUCGAUAAAACCUCCCAUAACGAGAUGCCAAAUGAAGAAGAAGAAAAAAACCAGAAAAGAAAUUUUUGCUCCUAAUGAAAACCAAACAAAACCAUGUUCCGUAGUGACAAAAACAAAAAAAAAAAACAACAAGUACUCCAAAGUAGUAGUGCGUGCAGUGUUCAAUAUGGUACGAUACGCAAAUACCAACAGAAUGAAUCAAACCAAAAUUUGCAAUGAAUCCUAAAAAAUCGAAACACUUUUAAAUGAAAGUUAAAGAACUGUUACUUUAAA